GACUCAAAGGCACAUCAAAAUGAGCUACAUUUGGAACGUUUCGAUAUGUGUCACAGCUUUAGUUGUUCUAGUGAUAACCAAAUGGUGGUACCGAUGGUCAAACCCCAAGUGCAAUGGCAAGUUACCUCCAGGAUCAAUGGGGUUUCCGAUAAUUGGAGAGACAAUCGACUUCUUUAAACCUCAUGGACUCCUCGAGAUCUUACCCUUUGUCAAAAAUAGGAUGUUAAGGUACGGGCCACUGUUUCGCACCAACAUUUUCGGAACCAAUACUGUGGUAGCGACGGAUCCUGAUGUGAUCUACGAGAUUUUUCGGCAAGAGAACAAGUCUUUCGUGUUUAGCCUUCCGGAUAAUUUUCUCAAGAUCUUUGGAAAAGAUAACAUGUUAAGUGAACAUGGGGACGCCCACAAGCAUGCGAAACAAAUCACUUUAAAUUUUCUUGGCUCUGAGGGAUUGAAGCAUAACAUGAUAAGAGACAUGGACAGAGUGACCCGCGAGGAACUUAGAUCAAAGGCUAGCCUGGGGAGCUUCGAUGUUAAGGAGGCCGUUACAAGCUUGAUAAUAACUCACUUGACCCCCAAGUUGAUAAGUAACCUUGGAUCAGAGACUCAAGCAAAUCUUAUAGAAAGUUUUAAGGCAUGCAAUCUUGAUUGGUUUGAGUCAUUCACUAGUCUUUCUACCUGGAGAUCUUUCUACAAAGCUUUUUCGGGACGCAAAGCGGCUAUGAAGGUGAUAAAUGAUGUUUUUGUAUCAAGGAAAGAAUCAGGAGAGAAUCAUGGAGACUUCCUCAGCACAAUGCUAGAAGAUAACCUUUUUAAUGACAAAGCCAUUAUGGACCACAUCUUUGUUCUUCCGGUUGCCGGUAAAGAUGCUAUUUCUACGGUCGUUUCUUUGGCCGUAAACUUCAUUGCCAAAAACCCUAAAGUUUUAUCAGAGUUGAAGAGAGAACAUAUGGCAAUUCUUCAAAACAGAGAUGAUGAAAAAUCUGAAAUUACCUGGGAAGAAUACAAACACAGCAUGACUUUCACCAACAUGGUUAUUAAGGAGACUCUUCGAAUGGCAAAUGUGGCUCCUGUAAUGUUUAGAAAGGCUUUGAACGAUGUCGAAAUCAAAGGCAAGUAUUACUAUUAUAAUACGCUCACUUACUCAAACAUAUACUCAAAUAUAUUUGCCAAAUGGAACAUUCUUUUGGUGGUGAUGGGGCGACUUAUAACAGGAUAUACGAUUCCAGCGGGUUGGAUGGUGGUGGUUGCAAGUUCAGUGAUUCAUUAUGAUCAUGCGAUAUAUGAAAACCCUUUUGAGUUUAAUCCAUGGAGAUGGGAGGGCAAAGAGCUGCUUAAUGGUUCUAAGACGUUCAUGGUGUUUGGAGGUGGAGUGAGAUCAUGUAUUGGUGCAGAGUUUGCAAGGCUUCAGAUUGCAAUAUUUAUUCACAAUCUUGUCACCAACUACGAUUUUUCGAUGGUCCAAGACUGCGAAGUCACUCGUACUCCACUGCCUUCUUUCCCCAAUGGCGUCCAUAUCAACAUCUCUCAUUGUCCAACCAACUAAGACCUAGAUCUUAAAUCUCAAUCUAAAUAAAAUAAGCUUAAAUCU
Molecule: messenger RNA, 1591 nt
Organism: Arabidopsis arenosa
Lineage: Eukaryota; Viridiplantae; Streptophyta; Magnoliopsida; Brassicales; Brassicaceae
Source: the annotation of a GenBank genome assembly